Molecule: messenger RNA, 2538 nt
Organism: Oreochromis niloticus (Nile tilapia)
Lineage: Eukaryota; Metazoa; Chordata; Actinopteri; Cichliformes; Cichlidae
Exons: 15
Coding region: 552-1664 (370 amino acids)
Source: RefSeq, a predicted model, not a curated record
CAUAAGUGUGGCACGAUAUAAAUAAAAUUAAACUGAAUUAUUUUCAGUCACUCAAAUUACCUUUCUUCAUCAUUCUGAUGCUCGAGCUGAACUUAUGCAGGUCGUCUUGAUCAUGUCUACAUGCCUAAAUGAACUGAGUUUCUUUAUUUUGAUUAGCUAAUUACAUAUUUGCAUUAACAAGCGGUUGAAUAGUUGUACCUAAUGUAAUGGCUAUUUAGUGCAUAAAAACAAACAAACAAAAAAUCUAAAAGACAAAAAAGUAACAGCACAGAGACUAUGAACCUUGACAGCUGUUGUGGAAAUGAAUGCAGAAUUAAAACAACAACAUAAUUACACUAAGCUUGUGUGCGUGCAUGUUUUUACCUACAGAAAGCCACAGCAACAGAAAUGGUGUAAAACAUGUUCUCCUUUUCUUUAUAUCCUGUGGUUUUAGCUCAGGCUAACAUCUAUAGGCACUUUCAAAAGCCUGUUCACUGUAUAGCUUGUGGUCUUUAUGUGGGAGUUUCAGCACUGCUACUUCCUGUGGUUGUCCUCUGUGUAAGUUCUGCAAAAUGAUUGAUCGAGUGUAUCAGUCAGACGUCUGGACAGUUGUGGUUUUCAGCUUCAUCAUGUCUGGACUCCUGUUACUUGUCAUCUUCGUGAUUUUCUCACCUGAGCUUCAAGGACAAGGUCAGAAACCACAGAUGAGUGUUCAUCAUUUUGAUGGGGAAUAUGUUCUCAUCCUUUGCUCUCUGCCUGGAUCUGUGAAAGAUGACACAAGAUGUAAUCUGUACUUUGGAGAAGCAAGUCGUGCAGUCCUAAAUCAAACUGUGAAGAAGGAACGCAACAAAAAAGACCAGAGGUUCUGCCAGUUUUAUGUGUCCGUUGCUGAUUUUUUGAGACAUCUACUUCUUGUUCAACAAAAGGAUGCCAGCUGUGAUUACAGUUUGGAAAAUGAACCCAACUCUUUGUCACCUCGCAGUGAAAGAAUGAACAUGAAAAAUAUUUUGGAGAAAGAAUCACCAACAACCAAAGUGAACUCCCCAUGUACCAUGACCACAGAAUUUCCAAAACUUCAAAACCCUACCUCACAAAAGAAAAAGAAAACAUCAGAAUCAAGAGCGACCACCACAAAGUCAACAUCUACCACAGCCACAGCAAAACCGCAGCAAAAUACUUCCCCCUCUACAACUGUGAACUCACCGUCUAAGUCAGCAGAAUCAAGUCUCACGACACCCAGGGCUUCCAUUUCUAACAGUACUGUGGACUCACCAUCAGAAGAAGUCUCAAGAAAGACAAACACAAAAUCAUCAUUUACCUUGACCACAGAUUCAAACAAGACUGAUACCACAGUAAAAGUCGAAGAGUCAUUAUGGAAUUUGGCAGCAGCUGUGACAAGAUAUGGAAUAGUUGUGGGCUUCAUCCUACUGGUACUGGGGCUUCACAUAUUCAAAAGGAGAACUGGUGAUUUUGUACGGAUGAGAACAAUUAACCAUGGAGGAUCGUUACCGGCAGGUAAUGAUGGAGGCUCCAGUGUGAUUCUUUCAGUACCUGGUGACAACUGUCUUACUAUUGAGGAGAACAUAAACUUGCAGCAGAUGAAAAAUGAAGAUUCUGACAUUUACCACGUGUACGGCACCAUCUCUGAGGAAACAGAUGCACCAGAUUCACAGGAUACGAUUUAGAGCCUGCUGGACGCACACUGAAACAUUUUUGGUGAUGUUGUCCGUAAAGUGUAUUUAAAGGGAUUUAAUUAAUGUAAAGGUGGGGAAAGUUUUACAGGUAGUAGAUGUAUUCUUGCAAAAAGCCUUGAACUUAAAUUGUUGUAGAUUCUUUUUUCUAAGGAUAAUUGGCAUGAUCAUGCAGUUUUCAGCUUUUGCAUUUUUAAUAAAUGUUUUUAGAUCUUCAUUAUUUUGUUUUAAGUAACUGUAAUUUGGAAGAUGACAGUCAUAACAUCUGAGUCAUUCCCAAACUUCGAACUAUGUAUACUGUUGCCAUAUAAUAAGACUAGCUUACUUUCAAAUUAUCCAACUUUUCCAACAAUCUCUCCUUUAUAGAAUUAGCUAAUAGACUAUAUGUAUCUAUUUUAAUGGUGUCAUUUGCAUUUCAGAUUGUGUUUUUCAACUGUUUUUAAGGUGGGAUGUAUUUGUUUUGUGUUAAUACAAACUAAAGGGGAAACAACAUAUUAAACAUGUAUCUACAAACUGUCAACUGACAACAUAAAAUGUUUUUCCAAAAUCUGCCUGGAAAAGGUCAAAGGAUUUAACUUCAUGUCCUUUUCAGUUUUCUCUAGGUAUUAAAAAACAAAAUCCUGCUUUUUUUAAAGGUUAUGUUGACACAGUUUGAAGUAAAGGGUUUUGUCUAAAUAUUAAAAAAGCCAAUCUUGACUUCAAUCACAGGUCUCAGAAAUCGUGGAUUUGAAUGCCCAAAAAUGUAUCUUCCAUUUAAACCCUGUACUAUUGCCAUGUCACACUUUCAGGAAUGAAAAACCAUAUUCAGUGAAACAAAAAUAUUUAUUUGUUUAUAUAAUUUAUAAACAAACAAAAAUAAACCUACUAA